GAGAUAUCGAAUGUCAAACCAAAUUGAGCAUUGGCAUUACGAUCAGGUCUCGUGCAGCUGCGCUCCGAAUUGAUGAUUACUUGGGUGCUGCCAGGUGUGGGCAUGUGGGCAGGAUUAAACCCACAGAAAUCACAGUUUUGUAUUUUUCAUCCUUAAUGUUGUUCUGGAGGCAGCUCUACAGACUGGUCACUUGCUGGCACAGCCACAAAGUUCUAAAAUCUGAUUUUGAACCCAUCCCUAACCUUAAUAACACUGCUAACCCUAAUACCUAGCCCUAACCUUACAUUAAGACCAUAAAUGGCAAAGGUUUUCUUUACAGCUGGCCUAUCUAAUGGGAAAUCAAUCAGUUAUGCCUCCAAGACAAGACUUAUAACAAUAAACAUCAACCUGCACAGAACUGUUACGGUAACCUUCAUUCCAUAACAUACCGUUUUUUCCUAUCAUCUCACAAAUCACUGUUUGAGAGACAGAGUAGCAGGGCAAAGGGUAAAAAAAAGUAGAUUUACAGACAGAUUUGACUCCAACUCCCGGAGUGCCUCACUCAGAGCUACCGUGCCAGUGACCCCAGUUUCCCAGCCAAAAAAUGAUGAAAUGUGUUGAAAUCUCUCCACUGUGUUUCCUCAUUCUGUCUCUAAUUUCCUUGUAUGUAUUUUGGCCUCAGCCGGACGUAGUAGAUGUACAUUUUAUCGAGAGAUGGACCUAUGGCCCUGUCAUGGUUUGUAGGAGUGAGGAGCUAUGCAGUGUUGAAUGCAGAACUGCUCUUUGCAGGAGCAGAAGGAGGACCUCCGGAAGCGUCUGUCCUACACCACCCACAAGCUGGAGCUGCUAGAGAGCGAGUUUGACUCCACCCGACAGUACCUGGAGACAGAGCUACGCCGCGCCCAGGAGGAACUCGACAAGUUCACAGACAAACUACGCAGAAUACAAAGCAGCUACUCAGCACUGCAGAGGAUCAACCAGGAUCUGGAGGAUAAGAUCCAUAGAAAUUCUCAGCACCAUGACGACGAGAAGAGAGCCCUGAGCAGAGAGAUCAUCGUGCUCAACAACCACCUGAUGGAGGCCAAGCUGACCAUUGAGAAACUGAGGGAGGACAAUGAUCUGUACAGGAAGGACUGUAACCUGGCUGCCCAGCUGCUCCAGUGCAACAAGUCCCACUACAGGACCCAGCUUUCUGAGUGUCUCUCUCUCUCUCUCUCUCUCUCUAUUUCUCAGUUGCCUGCUGAAUUCCAGGAACGCGUGACCAUGCACAUGGAGGGCACACCUCUUUGCCACACUGCCUAUGCCGAUUCCGUCCCUGCCUCCGUCAUCGCCAAGGUGCUGGAGAAGCCCGACGAGGCCUGCAGCGGCAGCCAAGCCUCUAGCUCGCCUAGCCCCCAACCCCAGGACCAAGGCUUUCUCCUGGACACCCUGGACAGAGGUGAGCGCCUUGGCCUCCGGGCAGCAUACAAGUCAGACCUGUACAGCAGCGACACAGCUCUGUACUGCCCGGUCGAUCAGAACCGUGAGCGCAGGCCAAGCAUGGACCUCCAUGGCCAGAGAAAGCUGCUCUACGGGCCCCAGAACUCCACAGAUAGUAACCCAGAGGAGGGUCCCUUGUUGGGGCUGAGGUCUGGCUUCUCCCAGGAGUGCUUUGCUAAGUUCCCCACCUCUCUGGGCCCCACCUCAGGCAGCUCCUACUCCAGCUUCAGCGGAGGGGGCUCGGACGACAACAAGGGCAACGGCCCACCAAGCAGCACGGCCUCCUCUCCCCACCACCACUCCCUCUACAUGGACUGGAGGAAUGGGGGAGACUAUGAGAGGAAGAGUGACUCCUCCUGGGAGAGGGACAGUCCCGGCGGGGGCGGCUUCGCCAAGGUCCACGCUGUCUUCCAGCAGGCCGGCGGAGCACACCACCAGAACGGCAGCUCGCCUGUCUACAGCCGCACCAUGUCCUCGUGCUUCAGCGAGCCCUACGAACCCCUCCCUCCUUCCUCCUCACCAAGCGUUGUCUAUGGAGACAGCCGCCGGGGCAGCACACUGGCGCCCGAGGAGGAGGAGCUGAUUGGUCGCUGGAGGCAGCUGAGUGUGGAGGACCUAAGCGCCCACUCGUACCACUCGCCCGGCCGGGCCUCGCCCUACAGCUUCUCCGAGCAGCACUUCUCCGUUCGGCCCGCCAAGAUCCGCCUGGGACCCCUCUACAGCAGCUUCCAGGAAGGGGCAGACUUCUACCACCAGGCAGGGGUAGGACCCAUCAUGGAAACCCCAGUGUGCUUCUCCACGCCCAGCCCCCAGUGUAGCCCUGUGGGGGGACUCCGUCAGUCCCAUCCGUCCCACAGCCAGCAGGCCCACCAGACCCAUCUCUACCGGGGAAAGGAGGACAGCCAGGAGUCAGAGCACAGCCUCUACCACUCAGCAAGCUCCAAUGACAGGGAGGGCAGUGUCGGUGUAGCAGGGGCUGGGGUAGGAGGUGGAGGGCAGAACAAGGAGUACGAGGACGUCAGCCCAAACAGCUCCACUGAGUCCCUAAACCAGAGGUCCCUGGAGAUGGCUGCCGAGCUGCAGCAGCACUACCAGACCGAGAUGCAGCAUCCAUCGCCCCCCCAGGGCAGUCCACCACCGCCCCCGCUACCACCUUGUCCCCCUCCCCCGCAAUACCAAACAUUUGGCACGUUAGGACUCUCCAGAAAGGACAGUCUCACCAAAGCCCAGCUGUAUGGAACACUUCUGAACUGAGAGAAGAAGGGAUUCUCAUCCUCUGACUUACUGUUCUUUCUCUUUCUUCAUCUCUUUCCCUGGUGGGAUGUGAGGUGAGAGGUCUUGGUAGAUCCAGCAAAACACAUUGAUUAGUGUGAGUCUAGCCGUUCAGCUGAAGGACAUUUGUUUUGAUGGGACAUUUGGACGAUACAGUAGGUUAAGCAUGAAUUCAUCAGAUUGUUGCCACAGCUGUGAAAAACGGACAAAAGUGUGGUUCGCAUCACUACAAUGAACGUGUAAGAUUGUCUGGGUCAGGUGAAUUGACCAUUUAUUACUGUGCCAAAUGAGUGAGGAAUAUAGGAAAAGACUCUGCUACCUUUGGUACAUUUGGUACAUCAAAUAGUUUUUGGAGGUACCAGAGACCACAGUUGCUCCAUGUGGAUGAAGGAAGUAUUUAAAGUAACUGUUGAAAUAUAUAAAUAUAUUUAAUUACAACUACAACAACUGAGUGUUCAAAGACAUAUUUUGUUUGUAGUUGCAUUCAAAAGAAAAUAUAAAACUGAUGAUUGUAAAGAAAUGACUACAAUUCAAUCAGAUGUGGACACCAACACAUUGUAAAUAUGUCUGGUUAUUAAGAGCAUCUGCAAAUCAAAGAGAGAUAGUUGGAAUGUUAGAGAAGACUGUCAAAAUUGCACAUUAAGAUUUCUUUGUCAAUCACAGGCUGAAUACUGAAUACUGUGCUGCAUUUCUGCAGAGUAAAAUAUGUAUGACAAUGGGGCAUGGGUUAAAGUUGCAGCACUAAGAGAUGUUUUUAACUCAAAAAUAGAGAUGCCCCUCGCCUAAACCCGUUUGAGUGCAGCUCCAUUGAUUCGUUCAGUUUUUGCUUUGACACCAUUUUGAAAUAUCCAGAGCGUUUAAAGAGACCGUUCGAAGUAUGUAUCAUUUUGCUACUGAUGGACUUCUUUUGAGAUGUAAACAUUUGUCUUACCCGUUGAUGUUAUUUUUGCUCUAUAACCCUUGGAGACAUUUUCCUGUCCCACUCUACCUCAGAUGCCCACACCCCAAUCAAGCAACCACAAAUCUGUUUCUAUCACACAAUGAUGCAUGUUUCUAUAUUUCUGUUGUGUUUCAUUUAACCUAAUAAAGCACAAACUACACAUGUC
Messenger RNA from Oncorhynchus tshawytscha (Chinook salmon), 3836 nucleotides. RefSeq lists its product as uncharacterized. The transcript is spliced from 6 exons. The record is from RefSeq and is a predicted model, not a curated record. Gene Ontology annotation, cellular component: synapse. NCBI's taxonomy places the organism in Eukaryota, Metazoa, Chordata, Actinopteri, Salmoniformes, Salmonidae. Bases 748 to 2712 code for a protein of 654 amino acids.